Drosophila miranda is the source of this 816-nucleotide messenger RNA. RefSeq names its product ribonuclease P protein subunit p25-like protein. Lineage: Eukaryota; Metazoa; Arthropoda; Insecta; Diptera; Drosophilidae. The record is from RefSeq and is a predicted model, not a curated record. The transcript has 4 exons. Bases 119 to 412 code for a protein of 97 amino acids. Gene Ontology annotation, molecular function: nucleic acid binding.
GGCUCUAUCGAUUGGAAUAACAUGUGUGUUUUGUUUAUAAUUUUGUGUUGAUUCCGGAUUUCAGUUGUUGAAUUGAGUUAUCAAUCUUAAAUCAGAAAGUGACUCGAGUACUAUUAAAAUGAUGCACUACCGCAAGGCGGAGAAUGUUGAGCGGGAGUUGAGCAAGAGUGAAUGGCGAUUUGAUGACUGCGUACCCAAGACCCAAAAGGAUUUCCUCUGGAUGCAGGUUAAAGGCGCCACCAAAGUGAGCAAUGUCAUUGAGUAUGCCCAGGCGGCGCUGAACAAGGGCGAACACCGCUGUCUAGUGUGGAGUGGCUCCGGCGGCGGAGUGGUCAAAACCAUAUCCUGCGCUGAGGUGCUUAAGCGUAGCCACCCCCUGUACCAGGUGACGCGCAUGGCCUACAACAGAUGAGUCCUCCUCAGCAUAAGAGCCAUAACAUCAUUGCGGGUUCAGUAAUAGUAGUUCUCAUUAAAGCGUGGAGGAACACCGGAAGCCAUAGAAUGAUGUCCUCGAGGAAAUCAUUGUCAACCGCCAGAUACCCAGCAUACACAUACUCAUGAGCCUGGACGAGGGAAUGGAACGCCUGCACGUACUCAGCCCCGCCAGCAUCAGCAAGGAGCAGCCAGUCGACCAAAUAAACGACCUAGAUAUGGACGCAACAAGCAGCAGCAAGGAAACCCAGAGCGGAGCACAGAGCAGCUCCCUGUUCCUGCUCCAAGUCCUGGCCAAUGACUUUUCUUUAACUACUCUAAUCGCCUAGAAUGCUUUGUGUACCCUUUGUAGGGAUAUGCAAAUAAAGUAUAAUUUACUAUGUA